Aspergillus eucalypticola CBS 122712 is the source of this 3344-nucleotide messenger RNA. RefSeq names its product HET domain-containing protein. The transcript has 3 exons. Bases 240 to 3344 code for a protein of 1034 amino acids. The record is from RefSeq and is a predicted model, not a curated record. Lineage: Eukaryota; Fungi; Ascomycota; Eurotiomycetes; Eurotiales; Aspergillaceae.
UGCAACUUUCUUCCACCUGUGAGUUGGCGCGCCUGUAGUGGAUUGCCUUGAAGCGACCAUCCCCCAGAGUCCAUCUCCAUUCUCUUACGCUACUACACUGGUCAAGGCGUUGGGAUAUAUCUCUACAUCUGCUCUUCAGACAGACACGAUACGUCGUUUCUGAUCCCGUGGUUAGCGCGUUGAACUAAAAAGCCCAUACAAUAUUCACUGAACGUCGUACGAGAGACUCGAAUCACACCAUGUCUCCAGGACUAAAGUGCAACUCUGAUCUGACAGAACCUUCCUUUACCUACACAGAGCUCCCGCGAGAGUCUCCACAUCCCACUACUCGCAUGAUGCGCCUCCUGCCAAAUAAAGAUAAAGAUGCAGAACUCGAAUGCGAACUCUUUAACUAUGACUUGACGUCAGGUAGCGGCGCGGAUUCGCACCUCUACGAGGCACUUUCCUACGUAUGGGGAAGUAAAACGAGAUCUCGAACCAUCAAAUUGAACAGCCGUGCGUUCCCCGUAACAGAGAAUCUAUAUCUUGCGCUGUCACGUCUCCGGAAUCGGCAGCUUGAGAGAAUACUGUGGGUUGAUGCGAUUUGCAUCAACCAGGAUGAUCUGAACGAGAAGACCGAGCAGAUCCCACUUAUGCGGACGAUAUAUGCACAGGCCCAACAUGUCACUGUUUGGCUCGGAGAGGCUUAUGGAGAUGGUGAUAAAGCGCUUGAAGGACUCCGGUGCCUGGCGGAAGGGCAGGAUGUAGAUAUUGAGGGGUGUGGAGCACUAUGUGUGAAUUUGUUUGAAAGAGCUUGGUUUCGCCGUAUCUGGGUACUUCAGGAAGUUGGUGUCGCAAGAUCCAUUUAUAUCAUGUGCGGCUCUGUUCAAAUAAACGGACAUGCCUUGUGCGAAGGCCUCAAGAGAAUGAGGCUUCCUGCAGAGUAUCAAGAAAAGAUAGGCCCAGUCGCGUUUCUUAUCAAGGGGGCACUUGUCCGGCCAAAGUAUGAGCCGGGGUCACGAGGAUUUCUCACUAUUGGGGAGCUCGUUGGCAUGUACUGCUACCACGAUGCUACCGAGCAGCAUGAUAAAAUCUAUGCACUUCUAGGUUUGAGUGCUGACCCUAUGACAUCCGCCCUAACGCCAAACUAUGCCCUCCCCUGGAAUACGGUGUUCAACCAAGUUACCAGUCACAUGUUCCCAGACUGUUCUGUUGACACAUGGCCUGAAUCAGAUAUAGCCAUUAUCAGAGGCGUGGGCUGGGUUCUAGGCCAUAUUUGCUCUGUACGACACGUAUCAAAUUUUGGCCAGCAAGAAGUAAAGGUGUACUUGAAUGAUACAGCCCGGUCAAUCGGGUAUGAGAACGACUGGGAAGCUGAUUGGGAUCUUCAAACUUUUGCACAGGCCGUUAACCCCGGGGAUAUCGUCUUCCUUCUACAAGGGGCUUCGAGGCCAAGUAUCAUUAGGCUUUGCAAGGACCAUUUCAGGAUAAUCACACCUGCCGUGACUCUUUGCAAAAGACGCCCUAGAGAGUCUCUGGAAGGAACAUCUCGGGGAUGGCAUACACCGGAUGGAUCUUGUGAUAUCCUACUGGCGUGGAGGAUUCCUCUGAAUAAUGAUACUAGGUCUCAGAAAUGGCCUGAAACAGAGCUCCCCGACAUGGUUCCAGCCUAUCAAGAACAGUCCUUGGAGGCGAAAUAUAGACGAAACAAUAUUACCCGAAUUAUGGCAGGUGCUGUCAUGGAAGCAUUGGCCUUGGAGAAGUCAGAAGACGAUGAUGUAGCGCGCUUGCUCGUUUUGAGAGGUACAGAUGAUUCAGUUGCUUCACGGUUGACUAAGUCUUCCGCAAAGGAUAUUCGAUGUUUUCCUGACAAGAUCAUGCAAAGCCUCUUUCCAAGUGAGCGAAACGAUCUGUCAAUUUCCGAGGAAAUGGUCAAAGCAGUGGCAGAGAAUGAAGGGCCGUGUGGCUAUAUAAUCAUGGAGCUCCUUUUCCAGCUUCAAGGGUCUAGUCUUCCCAUCACUAAAGAAGUGGUCGAGGCAGCAGCAGGAAACCGUGGAGUGUAUGGGGAUCAGGUUAUGAAGGCUAUCUAUCGCCACCGUGGAGAGUUCUUCCCGGUUUCCGAAGAGGUGGUUAAGGCAGCGGCAGGGAAUACUGGAAGAAAGGCACCCAAGAUAUUGAAGUUCCUCUUCAAAACACAUGGGGAAGCCCUCCCUGUCUCUGAAAAAGUACUCAAAGUGGCAGUAGGAAACGACACAAACUGUGGGUUCGAAAUUCUGAAGGUUAUCGUUCACUAUCGUGGCCAAAAUCUCCCGGUGUCUGAAGAUGUGAUUAUAACCGCAAUGGAGAAUUAUCAAUGGGGAUACGGCGAAAUACAUUAUCUCUUUGAAUGCUGCGAUAGAAAAGUUCCAGUUUCUGGGGCGCUGGUUAAGGCAGCAGUAAACAGGCCCGUGCCAUUUAUGAGAUUACUUAUUGAGCAAGCAGAGGGAAGCCUUCCGAAAGGUAUUCCAAUCUCUGAGGAGGUGAUUAAGGUAGCUGCAGGAAAUAUUGUGCAUGGGGUUAAUAUCCUGAAAUUGCUCUUUCAGCAUGCAAAGGGAAGACUUCCAAUCUCAGAGAACGUGGUUAAGGCAGCGGCAGGGAAUUUAGUAUGUGGAGAUAGGGUGCUGGAAGUACUCUUCCAACAAAAAGGAGAAAGACUUCCAAUCUCAGAGGAAGUGGUUAGGACAGCAGCAGGAAAUCUUUCUCUUGGUCAUGAGAUUAUAAAUCUUCUCUUCCAACAAAAAGGAGAAAGACUUCCAAUCUCAGAGGAAGUGGUUAGAACAGCAGCAGGAAAUGAUUCUUGUGGUCAUGAGAUUAUAAAUCUUCUCUUCCAACAAAAAGGAGAAAGACUUCCAAUCUCAGAGGAAGUGGUUAGAACAGCAGCAGGAAAUCUUUCUCUUGGUCAUAAGAUUAUAAAUCUUCUCUUCCAGCAAAAAGGAGAAAGACUUCCAAUCUCAGAGGAAGUGAUUAUAACAGCAGCAGGAAAUGAUUCUUGUGGUCAUGAGAUUAUAAAUCUUCUCUUCCAACAAAAAGGAGGAAGACUUCCAAUCUCAGAGGAAGUGGUUAAGGCAGCGGCAGGGAAUUCAGGAUCUGGAUUUAGGGUGCUGGAAGUACUCUUCCAACAAAAAAAAGAAAGAAUUCCAAUCUCAGAGGAAGUGAUCAAUGCGGCAGUGGAGAAUAUUUCAUGCGUGGCAAACAUCCUGAGAAUUUUGCCAGAAAGUCCAGAAAGUCCAGAAAGCUCGGAAAGUGCAGAGAGUUCAGACAGUUCAGAAAGUCCAGAAAGCUCGGAAAGUUCGCUGUCAUCGGAUGAAUUGGACGAAGAAGACUAG